Molecule: messenger RNA, 3325 nt
Organism: Protopterus annectens (West African lungfish)
Lineage: Eukaryota; Metazoa; Chordata; Ceratodontiformes; Protopteridae
Gene: MMP15
Product: matrix metallopeptidase 15
Exons: 10
Coding region: 977-2923 (648 amino acids)
Biological process (GO): extracellular matrix organization; collagen catabolic process; proteolysis
Cellular component (GO): extracellular matrix
Molecular function (GO): zinc ion binding; metalloendopeptidase activity
Source: RefSeq, a predicted model, not a curated record
CUGGUGUGGUGUAGUUGUACCUUUAAGAUCACUCAUCCCCGCCCUUUUCAUGUCCUCAGUGUAGGGGAGAAGGGUCGCCGGCGAGGAUGUGAAGCGACAUCCAGACACAGCUAACCGCAAAUGCUGCCGGACUCCUAAUAAAAUCGGGACUGGACACCACCACUGGGCUGAAUCCUGCGCUGUAAUAAACAGUGAAAGGCAUCUAUUUUAUUAGUAAGAUAUACGAGCUUUGCAUCGAUCGUAUGAGCACUGAUUUCAUACUUCAUAAGACUGAUAAAGCUAGAGUGACAGUUGAUCUAGCCAUUUUCCAACUUCAUUGUGUACAGCCGGACAAGUACGCUCUAGAUGUUUCUUUACAAAAGUAGGACUGUAGCCGGUGGGGAGAGAGUAACACUGCAGGGUACUUGCUACCUCUGCACUCGCUUUGGAGCAUAGCAUACAAAAAGCAAUCCUGCACGCUCCUUUUAGGGCGACCAACUUCAAUCUCAAAGCUUGAAUGAAAGUGCUUUCUUCAUGCACAGAGUCCAGUCCCGGAGAAACAACACAGGGAGACCCCAACGAUCUGAGCAUCGAAGUUUGCACACGAAGAGCUGCAGUAAUUAGUGCAGGGGUGGUUUGGCAUGCUUGCAGGAGCUCGGCGCAAAUGACUGUAAGUGAAGCUGGCAAUUAAGAAAAACGGGUCAGGCGAUGAUCCGGGGAUCGGUGUGUUAAUGGACUAGUUUCCUAACAAUCAGGGGUGCCUCUUUCGUCCCACAGGCUGCCUUGUUUGCUUGGGGUGGCAAGUAGUUGAGGCUGAGAACAUAGGCAUAAUCAGCUUUCAUUCAGGGUUGAUUAAAGGAAGGCUUCCACCUGCAGAUUUACAGCCCUCCCUAACCAAACAGCCUCCGUGUUCUCUGGGAGGGUGGUCGGAUUUGUUUUGAAGUAGCCUGCUCCUGCGAUUCCAGAGUUGCCCUGCCAUCACCGUGGAAGUUCCAUCAUGGUUGUAGAGGUAGCCUCCAGGACUGGUUGCAGAUGGAGUCUGGUUUUAAUGGUAAUUGUGGCUCAUUGUAGAACAACUAAGGCGGCAGAUGAGGACUUCAGUGAAGAGUCCUGGUUGCGAAUGUAUGGCUACUUGCCCCAAGCCAACAGACAGAUGUCAACCAUGAGAUCAAGCCAGAUCCUCUCCAAUGCCAUUUCUGAAAUGCAGAGGUUUUAUGGGAUUGAAGUAACUGGUGUAAUGGACGAAAAGACGAAAGAGUGGAUGAAGAGGCCCCGUUGUGGAGUUCCAGACAAAUUUGGCAGUCAGAUCAAAGCAAAUGUACGGAGAAAACGUUAUGCCCUAACUGGACAUAAGUGGAGUACCAACCAGUUGACCUUCAGCAUUGAAAAUUACACACCAAAGGUUGGAGAAGUGGAGUCUUUUGAUGCAAUUCGCAAAGCAUUUAAAGUCUGGGAGCAGGUAACACCUCUUCACUUUGAGGAGAUACCUUACCACUCAAUCAAGUACAGAGAAAGGAAAGAGGCCGACAUCAUGAUCUUCUUUGCUUCAGGUUUCCAUGGAGACAGCUCCCCGUUUGAUGGUGAGGGUGGAUUUUUGGCACAUGCUUACUUCCCAGGACCUGGAAUGGGUGGAGACACACACUUUGACUCAGAUGAACCAUGGACAAGCAAGAAUAUGGAUUUAAAUGGUAAUGACUUGUUCCUAGUUGCCGUUCAUGAACUGGGGCAUGCCCUAGGACUGGAGCAUUCCAAUAACCCCUCCGCCAUUAUGGCUCCCUUCUAUCAGUGGAUGGAAACUGAGAACUUUGAGCUUCCAGAGGAUGACCGCCGUGGAGUCCAGCAGAUUUAUGGUCCUCCAGAAAACCAACCCUUGCCUACCAGGAAUCUGCCUACAGUGACAUCCCAGAAGCCAGGAAGACCAGAUAAUAAGCCACCUAAGACCCCAACUAGACCCAGGACCACAGAUCGACCAGAUCAGUAUGGCCCAAAUAUCUGUGACGGGAACUUUGAUGCAGUGACAGUGCUCCGGGGAGAGAUGUUUGUAUUUAAGGGACGUUGGUUCUGGCGAGUGCGGCAUAACAGAGUCCUAGACAACUAUCCAAUGCCAAUUGGUCACUUCUGGAGAGGGCUUGCUUCUGACAUUGAUGCUGUUUAUGAAAGGCAUGAUGGGAAAUUUGUAUUUUUUAAAGGCACUCAAUAUUGGGUAUUCCGGGAGGCCAACCUAGAGCCAGGCUAUCCUCAGGAUCUGGUGACCUAUGGCCAUGGCAUUCCUUAUGAUAGGAUUGACACAGCAAUCUGGUGGGAAUUAACAGGACACACCUAUUUCUUUCAGGGAGACCGGUACUGGCGCUUCAAUGAAGAUCGGAGAGCUUCUGACCCAGGAUACCCCAAGCCGAUUUCUGUAUGGGCUGGGAUCCCGGAUACACCAAAGGGGGCAUUUCUAAGUGAAGAUGGAGCUUAUACCUAUUUCUACAAAGGCACUCGUUACUGGAAGUUUGAUAAUCAGAGGUUAAAGACUGAGCCAGGUUACCCCAAGUCCAUCCUCCGAGAUUUCAUGGGAUGCCGCAUGGAACAGGAUCCAGAUGUUUACAAGCCUCCAUCUGAUCCAGAUAAAAAAGGAGAUGAUGGUACUGAUGAACCAGAAGAUGGAGUCAAGACCAACAGUGACACAGAAGGUGAAAAUGACCCUGUUGAUGGCGAUAGAGGUGAUGAGGAUGACACUGUCAACACAGAGGAGAACAAGGAUACUCCAAAGGAGCAUGAUGUGGAUAUUGUGAUUAAAAUCGAUGAGUAUACUCGGGCAAUGAAUGUAGUCAUGGUGACAGUGCCUUUAAUCCUUCUGCUAUGCAUUCUGGGACUUAUCUGCAUUAUCAUUCACAUGCAGCGCAAAGGGAGUCCACGGAUGUUUCUUUAUUGCAAACGUUCCUUGCAAGACUGGGUGUGAUCCUGCUUCCCGUCUCCCACUGAUUAUCCCUGUGCUGUCACAUGCCUUCCCUUCCCCGUCCUGUUUUUUUUUUUUUUUUUUUUUUUUACUUUAAGGUGCUAUUCACUAAGAAAUGAAAAACAUGUUGACUUACAUUCUAUUUAUAUAAAAUAGAAGUUUUUUUUUGCACAUUGAGUUCAAGCAGACUAGUUUCAAAUCCUGUGGGACAAGGGUUGCUGCCUUAAACCUAAGCAUAUUUGAUUUUUAAUGUUUUCUUUGCCAGAUCACUCACCUUCGUUCUAAAACCACUGUUAGAAAUGGACAUAUGGGAAAGGUUCAUUAAUGUGCUGACUUCAAACUUUAAUGACUUUUUUUUUAAACUGUGCUGGUUAAAUAAAUCAUACCUUCCAGACUAAAAAAACA